This is a messenger RNA of Esox lucius (northern pike), 7360 nucleotides long. It is a transcript of the gene clcn5b, whose product is annotated as chloride channel, voltage-sensitive 5b. Lineage: Eukaryota; Metazoa; Chordata; Actinopteri; Esociformes; Esocidae. The transcript is spliced from 19 exons. Gene Ontology annotation, biological process: transmembrane transport; chloride transport. The record is from RefSeq and is a predicted model, not a curated record. Gene Ontology annotation, molecular function: voltage-gated chloride channel activity. Gene Ontology annotation, cellular component: synaptic vesicle; Golgi apparatus; membrane. The coding region runs from base 342 to 2828 and encodes 828 amino acids.
UAUUCACUAAGAAUCAAACGCUAGAAAACGGACUGAAACACUUUUCACAUUUUGAAACCGUAACUGUUACCCGCGCGAUCAACCAACUGUGGUCCACCAAACAGCCAACAAAGAUUAGAGUCACUUCUAAUUGUAUUCCAGUUUCCAAAGAAAGUAACGUUGGCGCUGAACAUGGUCUGAACCUUGUAGAAGAAAUUGUCGUUUUCCGGUGCCAACAAUGACGUAGGAUCUAAGAAACCAUCAUCAAACCAGGAACUUUUAUUUGUUCACCGUAGAUCUAAAUAAUUCACAAAUCCGUGUCAAAAGACCACAGUUCACAUCUUAGCUACGGAGGGGCUAGAAUGGACACCUCUGGGUAUGGCAACGAUAAUUAUGAAAGUCUUCACAACGCGGCUAGUGAUGAUGAGCUGGUUGAUAUUAUUGCUGGAGCCACGCUCGAUUUUUCCAUCACCGACGACGUGCCUCCUUUAGACCCGGAAUACAGCUUAGGUCAUGACGCCUACACUAACGGUAAGACCGGUAACACUAAGCUGAUGGACUUACUAGAUGAGCCGGUACCGGGAGUAGGAACGUACGAAGAUUUCAACACCAUCGACUGGGUCAGAGAAAAGAGCAAGGACCGGGACCGCCACAGGGAGAUCACCAGUAAGAGCAAGCUGUCUACCCCUGCCCUGCUUGAGAGUAUCAGCGAUGCUUUCUCUGGCUGGCUGCUCAUGCUGCUCAUUGGGCUCUGGUCAGGUGCUCUAGCUGGCGGUAUCGACAUCUUGGCCCACUGGUUGACAGACCUGAAAGAAGGUUUGUGUCUGAGCGGGUUCUGGUAUGACCAUGAACACUGUUGCUGGGGGUCCAACGAAACCACCUUCCAGGAGAGAGACAAGUGCCCAGAGUGGCAGAGCUGGGCCGAACUACUAGGUGGCAGCUCAGUGGGGGCAUCAGCGUACAUAGUGGACUACCUGAUGUUCAUAAUUUGGGCACUACUGUUCGCGUUCCUGGCUGUGAUACUGGUCCGGGCCUUUGCUCCUUAUGCCUGUGGAUCCGGAAUACCGGAGAUAAAGACUAUCCUCUCUGGAUUCAUUAUUCGUGGUUACCUGGGGAAAUGGACCCUGAUCAUUAAGACUGUCACGCUGGUCCUGGCAGUUUCUUCUGGGCUAAGUCUGGGCAAGGAGGGACCUCUGGUGCAUGUGGCAUGUUGCUGUGCUAACAUCUUGUGUCACCUAUUCACCAAGUACCGCAAGAAUGAGGCCAAGCGACGAGAGGUGUUGUCUGCAGCCGCAGCAGUUGGUGUGUCUGUUGCCUUCGGCGCACCCAUCGGAGGCGUUCUCUUCAGCCUGGAGGAGGUCAGCUACUACUUCCCUCUUAAGACUCUGUGGAGGUCAUUCUUUGCUGCAUUGGUGGCAGCCUUCACUCUUCGCUCAAUCAACCCCUUUGGUAACAGCCGGUUGGUGCUAUUUUAUGUAGAGUUCCACACUCCCUGGCACAUGGUGGAACUGGUCCCAUUUGUCCUGCUGGGUAUAUUCGGUGGCCUCUGGGGGGCAAUCUUCAUCAGGGCCAACAUUGCAUGGUGCCGAAGACGAAAGAACACCUGUCUGGGGCGCUACCCAGUGCUAGAGGUCCUGGUUGUAACUGGAGCUACAGCCCUCCUCUCCUUCCCAAACAGCUACACCAGGAUGAGCGGCUCGGAGCUGAUCUCAGAACUUUUCAAUGACUGCUCUCUGCUGGAUUCAUCACAGCUAUGUGGGUACAUUAGCAGCCCCGACAACAGGUCUGAUUCAGGACUGUUAAGUGCUACAUCUGAUAGGCCGUUGGGCCCAACAGCGUACAGCAACACAAUCCCUGAUAGGCCGGCUGGGCCGGAUGUGUACACAGCCCUAUGGCAACUGGCGCUGGCCCUUGUCUUCAAGAUGUUGAUCACUGUGGUUACCUUUGGCAUGAAGGUCCCUUCUGGCCUCUUCAUCCCCAGUAUGGCUGUGGGGGCGAUAGCAGGCAGACUGCUGGGAGUUGGAAUGGAACAGCUGGCUCUAAACCAUCACGAUUCUGCCAUAUUCAAGAGCUGGUGCUCCCCAGGGGCAGAUUGCAUCACCCCAGGACUGUAUGCUAUGGUGGGAGCUGCUGCUUGUCUCGGCGGUGUGACCCGCAUGACAAUAUCUCUGGUGGUCAUCAUGUUUGAACUGACCGGUGGGCUGGAAUACAUCGUUCCUUUGAUGGCCGCCACGAUGACCUCCAAGUGGGUAGCGGAUGCAUUUGGACGCGAGGGAAUCUAUGAAGCUCACAUUCGACUAAAUGGCUAUCCCUUCCUUGAACCCAAAGAGGAGUAUGGAAGCAAGGCCCUGGCCCAGGACGUGAUGCGCCCCAGGCGGUCGGACCCUCCCCUAGCAGUGCUCACCCAGGAGGGGAUGAGUGUGGGGGAGGUGGAGGCCAUGGUGGCUGACACAGACUACAGCGGCUUCCCAGUUGUCGUCUGCCAGGAGUCUCAGCGACUAGUAGGCUUCAUACUGCGGAGGGACCUGGUCAUAUCGCUAGAGAAUGCCCGUCAGCGUCAGGAGGGAGUGGUCAGUGCCUCGCUGGUGUUCUUCACAGACCAUGUGCCUGCCCAGCCAACCUCCGGACCCCCCGCAGUCAAACUGAGAGGUAUACUGGACCUUAGCCCCUUUACUGUGACAGACCACACCCCCAUGGAAAUAACCGUGGACAUCUUCAGGAAGCUGGGACUCAGGCAGUCUCUGGUCACACAUAACGGGAGGUUGUUGGGAAUCAUUACCAAGAAGGACGUUCUGAAGCAUAUGGCACAGAUGGCCAACAGAGACCCGGACUCCAUUCUCUUCAACUGAUCUUUACCUCCACCCCUGACUAUGGCAAAGUACAGAAACACAGAUUCCAUCCUCUUCACCAUAUCUCCACACCCAUCAUGGGAGUGCUAAAAGUGCACCCGCUCUCAUGGACACAAGACCUCCCCCCUCCUCUCCAUCUCUUUUUUUAAGACACUGCCACACUGCCCUUGCGAACACACUAAAAUGAAAUGGGAGAGGACUGGAGCUGAGGACCUCUCCCAUGAGAUGAAGGCAAGAAGAGGAGUUCGCUCCUGGCACUACGGACACAUUUCUGAAAAGAGGUGGAGGAGAAACGCAGAUUUGUCAAUAUUGGUGACGUAGUGGUACGAAUAAUUGGUGGGUAAACACUGACCGCUUAUAGCAGUGGGAAAAAAGAAAUAAGGGUCACUUUAAUACUUCAUGCAUUUAUUUUCUUUCACCAACCACUACAGCAUUGGUCAGAAUGAUGAUUCACAAAGGAAUAUUGCUCAUACCACUGACACGGACAGGAUGGAAAGAGAAUAGGAAAAAAGAGCAAAGGGGGGAAAGACAAAUUGUUGGUGUGGAGAGGUGGUGGGAAAGUGCUGACUUAAGUGUAAUGGAUACUUGCCACCGUUUAAGAGAAACUUAGAAUGACGCCCCUGGCUAGCUCCAGCCUACCGUCUCUCCAUCUGAGGACAUGCCCAGGCAAAGCACUCUGUUCUGGGCAGAUGGAUGCUUGACCUGAGGGCAAGGAUAUGGUGGGAAAUGAAGGUGCAGACACACAUCCAGCUGUAAACCCCAAUUUGCCUUCUUUAGUAAUCUCUGUGCCUUUUCAAUGCUGUGUUAUUCAGGAGAAAGGACUUUCACAGGUUGAACUAACCCUGUCAAACAUCUGAUUAGUGGGUCGUCUUCAAAGUUACAAAGGUGUUUUAGUCAGCGCAUUAAAGCACAUUGUUGCAGGUAUAGAGAAACACUUGCUUCUCAGCUCUCAAACUAUGCCGUCUGUAAAAUGAAGCAACUACUACUAAGUAGAAAUGAUUAAUCAUGAUAUAAGAAUGGAAAGUACCCAGUGAUCUUGAUGUACGUGGUGUGCAGGACAGAUAGUAGUUCUGAUGGGAUUCAUGAGUCGUUGUCGUGUCCAUUUUGUAAUGCUUCCUAGUCAGAUGUACUGAAUAGGCCCAUAAUCUCAAUGAGAAUGUAUUUUUGAAAUGAUCAUAAAAACAUAUCUUGAGUAGUUGGGUGGAGCCAUGGGUGAUAGACAACACAAUAGAAAAACAUCAGUGUAGAAUUCCCCCCCCCCCCAAGAAAAGAGAAUAUGGUCAGGAGGAAAGCAUAGGUUUACGUCUAGGACUACAUUGUUGCCGGCGUGGGAAAUGGAUGACAACACUCACACACUGUCAGGUCAUUUGAACACAAUGCGGGUUUAAUAGUUACAGGUGACUCUCACAGUCGCAACAGGACAUUCGAGAGCUGAACGGAUACAAUGAGACUUCACAUGGUGAUCACAUUACAGCCCUGCUCCAAUCAACACAUUCCUCAAACACCUACUCAUCGGAAGGUGCGCGCGCACGCUCGUGGGUACGUGCGUGCGUGCGUGCGCCUGCGCGCGCGUGUGUAUCUGUCCUAACCAGAGCCCGCUUUAAACUGUUUCUAGGUUGAAAGAUUCAACAGUAAUGGAAGUUUGCACACUUCUUUCAGGUUCAUAUAGUUGUGUGUUUAACCAUGUCAGUUUAAAGCGGGCUCUGGGACAUAGAGUCGGGACCUGUUUAAAAGCAAUCUUAAUGGUCCUCUAGUCUUUCUCUGAUCCUGAAACCUUUUUUGGAUCGUGUUCUAAAUGGGAUCAGUUCCAGAUCCCAUGUUGAUGCUAAAUAAGAUAGAUUGUUCAGCUGAAUUUAAAACAAAUGGUAAGUGAAUUCUGCCAGACUGUGGUGUAGUUCUCUGAACAUAGCUCUAGCGGCCACUAAUGUCCACUUACACUGACAGAAGGGGCGUUGUACUGGUGUGUUUAUGCUAAUCUUGGCUCAGGGUAUGUGGCUUUAUGGACAGCCUUGUGUUUCUAAUCAACAAUGAGAUCUGACUAUUUCAGAAUUUUUGUCUCAUGUCACAGUUUCAUAUGUAGUGCAAUAUAGGAAUCUGGUGGAAUGUCGGGCACUACAGAGGAAGGAUUGUGCCUUUUGGGACACAAACCUUAUUGAUUGUUAGGUCCUGUUGUCUUCACUAUUCUUUUGGCAGAUUCACAGUUCCCCCAACACCUGUUUCACAGUGUUAUCGCUUUCCUUCAAACAAUGCUUUAAUAUAUUCCAGAAUGGAUUCGCAUCAUAAAAGGAAACAUGCAAUUGUUCCUUUCAGCACCACGGCCUUGCUGCCUCGUCCCAUUUGUUCGCCCAGCCCUGUCCCUUGGUUUUUUUCCUUUCAUUUCAUUUUGUGUUGAUUGAUUAUGUUCACUGGUCAUGGACCCGUUCUGUGAUCCCUUAUUUCACCCACCAGCCUCUCUUGGUCUUUAUCCUUAAACAACCGCUCAGUUUCUGUACCUUCCUUACCAUGUCUCACUCACCAGACUAAACAUUGAAAAAGAUGUUGCAGUAGGCUGAAGGUAUAACCCCUAACACUUGAUCUCUACCUCACUUUGUCUCUCUUUGCCAGUUUCUGUUUCUUUAUUUCUGUUGUCUUGGAACAGGGAAGUGCAAUAAGAAUUAGGGUUGGGUCAGAUUAGAGCCGAUGGGCAGCCAGUUUCUUUCCUUCUCCCGCUGUUGGGGCCACUUCCUCUGCUACUGCCAACCUUUGUGUGAUUGGCUGGGGUUUAAAAAGCCUUAUCGCUGAGACUGUAUUUACAAUGAGCACCUCCAUAGUCCCUACGGGCUUUAUCAACCGUUUAAUGGUUUUUCAUUCUGAACAUGGAAUGCAGCAUUGUGUUCAUGCCCUAUGAGGUAUUCUGAUCUUCUGAGCCCUGCCCAGAAUUCUAGAAGAGUGAAAAUUCCCCCUGAUGUCUAUGUUGUGUGUGUGUGUGUGUGUGUGUGUGUGUGUGUGUGUGUGUGUGUGUGUGUGUGUGUGUGUGUGUGUGUGUGUGUGUGUGUGUGUGUGUGUGUGUGUGUGUGUGUGUGUGUGUGGUACACACGCAAACACAGUUCUCUGGCCCCAGUGGGUCUAUCCAGGAUGUUGUUGGUUUGUUUCCAAGACCUGGCCACAGAUAGUGGGUGUAGGGGACAAGGAGAGGUUAGGGCUCCAGUCCUAGAAAGCUAAUUUCCUGACUACCCCUUAAAACAACACAGACUCGUAAUACAGGGGACAGAUGGGCUGGCCACAAUCUGCAAGUGUGUAUAUGCGCCUGCUCUUCAGGAUGGGAGGUGUUGGAAAAGAGGGAGAUUAAACAAGCGAUUAGUCUUUGUUCAUGCUCUUGAGAAAAUAAUAAACUAGGUAGGGAGAUAAGAGAGAAAUAUAAAGAGAGCGAUUGAGAAAAGAGGGGGAGGACUUAAUCAAACAACCUUCCCUUGUCUAUCCAACCACACCACGCGUGGGGGCGUAGAAAUACAUUUUCGGUGGAUCCAGCAUCAGCGACAUGCCGUGAUUCAACGUUGUGGCGUAUGCAAAUUGUCAGCCUGAAAUGGGAACUCUUAACAAUUAUUUGGGCUGUUUACAAAACAUUAACCAGAAAUGACCUAAACACUCAAAAGUUUUACAACAUGGCCAUAUUCUAUAGCUUACCUCAACACCUCUGGGGAAUUCCAUUUGACCCCACACUAGGCAUAAAUGAUUACAGGCAUGCCUGAUUGCUGGCAAACACACAGCUUAGAUGACUAUCUAGCUAAAGAACAAUUCUACUUUCCAAAGGGGAAAAUCUACACAUCUAUGAGUGCAUUGCUCUGCAUUUAUACCUAUCUACAGUUUCCAAAGAGCUAGUCUUUUCUAUGCUAAUUAUUUCUGCGGUUCUGUCUGGGUUUGAAUAGUGCGCUUGUGUGGCUUUGUCUGUAUUUAACAUUACAUUUCAGUCAUUUAGUAGAUGUUCUUAUUCAGAGCAACUUGCUGUACCCGCCUUUACCUUAUGUCUGUGUAAAACUGAUUCAUAUAUUUGUUUAUUCUUUAGAGAGGUUGGUAUUAGCAAUCACACAUCCCACACUCUGUAUAUUCUUGAGAGAAGCGGGUAGUACUAUGUCAGGGGUUUGAAUGUUAGUUAGAAGAGAGAAAAGACCAAUCAGAGCCCCCAACCCUUCCCAGGCUGUUCUAAUCCUACCAGUCACAGUAGGUGAGGCCUAAAGUUCUCCAUUAACUCAGUGGUGUUUUUUUCAGGAUGAAGAAUAUGAUUAAACAUGAAUCUCUCUGAAAAAUGCUUACAUAACCAACAUGAUAUAAAUGAGGACUUAUCUUUGCACUCUGCACAGCCAUGCACACAUUGUAUGCUUGGUGAUAUUUUAGUUUUUGUUCUCAAAAUAUGUCUGUUAAAUUAAUUCAUGUAUAUUUAUUUUUGCACAAAAAGAAAUGUAUGUCUUGUGAUUAUGUGUCUUAUGAUCAUGGUUAUGUAUUUUUUUUUCUUAUGAAAGAUGCCAGCUAAAUCCAUUAAAUGUCAGUUAUGCAUU